Messenger RNA from Sciurus carolinensis (gray squirrel), 2926 nucleotides. RefSeq names its product zinc finger CCHC-type and RNA binding motif containing 1 (gene Zcrb1). Gene Ontology annotation, molecular function: zinc ion binding; RNA binding. Gene Ontology annotation, cellular component: U12-type spliceosomal complex. Lineage: Eukaryota; Metazoa; Chordata; Mammalia; Rodentia; Sciuridae. Gene Ontology annotation, biological process: mRNA splicing, via spliceosome. The record is from RefSeq and is a predicted model, not a curated record. The transcript is spliced from 8 exons. The coding region runs from base 209 to 862 and encodes 217 amino acids.
CGCGCCUUUGGGCCCGCCUCCGGGGCCCGGGUCUAAGGCGAGUCAGGAAGGGGUACGACUGGCCCUACCACCCGGUAUUUGCGUCUGACCCCUGCCGAGACAGGUGAUGCCAAGUCCGCUGCCUGCGGCGAGGAAGAGUCAGGGUUGAGCCCCAGCUGAGCCGAGGCUGGUGGUCCUCUGGUGUCUCGGGCCCGCCCCACCUAAAGAAAUGAGUGGUGGCUUAGCUCCAAGUAAGAGCACAGUUUAUGUAUCCAACUUGCCCUUCUCCCUGACAAACAAUGAUUUAUAUCGGAUAUUUUCCAAGUAUGGCAAAGUUGUGAAGGUUACUAUAAUGAAAGACAAAGAUACCAGGAAAAGUAAAGGGGUUGCUUUUAUUUUAUUUUUGGACAAAGACUCUGCACAAAACUGCACUAGAGCAAUAAACAACAAACAGUUGUUUGGUAGAGUGAUAAAGGCAAGCAUUGCUAUUGACAAUGGAAGAGCAGCUGAGUUCAUCCGAAGGCGAAACUACUUUGAUAAAUCUAAGUGUUAUGAAUGUGGGGAAAGUGGACACUUAAGUUAUGCCUGUCCUAAAAAUAUGCUUGGAGAACGGGAGCCUCCAAAAAAGAAAGAAAAAAAGAAAAAAAAGAAAAUUCCUGAACCAGAAGAAGAAAUUGAGGAAGUAGAAGAAAGUGAAGAUGAAGGGGAAGAUCCUGCUCUUGACAGUCUCAGUCAGGCCAUUGCAUUUCAGCAAGCCAAAAUUGAAGAAGAACAAAACAAAUGGAAACCCAGUGCAGGGGGUCCCUCAACAUCGGAUGAUUCAAGACGCCCAAGGAUAAAGAAAAGCACAUAUUUCAGUGAUGAGGAAGAACUUAGUGAUUAAAAUUGUAUUUAUUAUGUAAAUAUCUUAAAAAUAAAAAAAAUCUUGGAGUAUAAAGUUCAUUUGAGGACUAAAGAUUACUUUUAGUAUUUGAACAUAAGAAUACUUAUUAUCAAAUAGUUUUUUUACUAUAAAAUAGUUCAUAGGAAAUUUAAAAAUAAUUUUGAAGCAUUGUUUCUCUCUUGCCUUAGCAAAGUACAGGUUGAGCAUCCCUAACUCAAAAGUCCAAAAUAAUUCAAAAUGGUUCAAAAACUGAGGUGGAAAAUUUUAUACCAUAGAUACUUUGUUUCAUCCACAUUAUUAAAAAUAUUAUAUUAGCCAUGUGUUGUGGUAUACAAGUAUAAGCCCAAUGAUUUGGGAGACUGAGGGAGAAAGAUCACAAGUUCCAGGACAGUUUUGCAACUAACAAAACCCUAUUUUCAAGAAAAUAAAUAAAUAAAAAGGUAAUAUAGCUUCAGUAGUAGAGAUCCUCUGGGUUCAAAUCCCAAUACUGCAAAAAAAUAAAAAUUUGUUAAAAUAAAAAUGUAUAAAAUUACUUUUGGGUUAUGUGCAAAAAUAUAUGAAACAUAAAUGAAUUUCAUGUUUAAACUUAGGUAUAGGUCUCAUACCUAAAAUAUCUCACUUUGUAUGUAUAACUAUUCAAAAAAUCCAAAAUAUUUCUGGGCUUAAGCAUUUUUGGUAAGGAAUUCUCAACCUGUAUUAAAAAUCAGGAUUUGUUAGUAAUAAUCUUGUAAAGAACUAAUUAUAGUAAAAAUAAGAAAACUAUUACAGUAAUAGUGUUAUCCCAUGAGAAAAGGUAGAUAUUCAAAUGAUUAUUUAAAAACUUCAUAGUAAAAACUUUAUUCAUAUCCAAUUGGAUUACAUCAGGAUUUUUCAAAUAAAUUUAAUCUCAAAACAAAACUUCAUAAAGACUGGAAAAUUGAAUGGUUUAUUCAAGAGAAUUGUCUUUAAACAUGGGUACUUUAUCAUCUUUUUCUUUUAGCUUAAUCUGAGUGUAAUAAAUACCUAUAAAAUAUAAAACAGCUCUAAAAAUCUUACACUCAAACACAGAAGCUAUUUUUCUGACCAUCCCAUAGCACUAUAUUCUGUUCCCCACGAGCAACUAACUUAUAACUUCAUUGACUGUUUCUUUUCAUAUGUAUGUACAUAUUGCUAAAAAAAAUAAUGCAUAUAUUUCUAUCACUUAAUUCAGAGUGAUAAGGGAGGAUUUUUUUUCAAUUUCUUAUAUCUCCCUCUGUCUUCUCUAUUUUCCCAGUAUGGCUAUGUUAAAAUGUUUCUUUAAAUCCAUAUUUACUUCUUGGGUUUUUUAUGACCAUAUAAAUAGUUUUCAUUUCAUUUAUUUAUUACAUUUCUAUCUAUGACUAAAUCUUUCCAUGCCUUCUGCAAUUGGUUAUAUAAGAAUAGAAUUAUGGAGUCUUUACCUUUCUACUGUGUAUAUUUCUAUACUGUCUGAAUGCCUUGUAAGAAUACCCACAUAUUACCUUUUUAAAUUACUAAAAGCAAUAAAAAUAUUUCUACUUUGAAAACUACAAGGAUAGUAAAAAUGUUAACUAUCCCAACAGCAUAGAAUCUUCAGUCUCAACAGACAAUCCAGAUAGAAUGAUCGAAUGCAGUGCUCUACUUUCUGUUCACCCAUUAAUUAGUAAAAUAUUAUGUAUUUUCAAUAGAAGAUGAGCUAGAGACUUAGAAAGAAUAUCAACAAUAAAUAGUAUGAAAAAUACUUCUGUCAUUAAUCUACUUCAACCAGGCUGGGGAUAUAGCUCAGUUGGUAGAGUGCUUGCCUCGCAAGCACAAGGCCAAGGGUUCAAAUCCCCAGCACCACAAAAAAAAAAAAAAUCUACUUCAACCAACAAAACAUUUUUUACCUCAUUAAAAAUAAAAAUAGAAAAAAAAAAACCUACUGCCUAUCAACUAGAUGACAGAUUAAAUUCCACUCUAUUUACAUAAGAAUAAAAAUUUGGUUUAGAACUGUUCUUUAUUAUUUAAAAAAUUUAUUUUUGCCAGGUGCUGUGACACACUUCUGUAAUCCCAGUGGCUCUGGAGGCUGAGGCAGGAAGAUCCAGUGUU